This is a messenger RNA of Macadamia integrifolia, 998 nucleotides long. Its product is annotated as dnaJ homolog subfamily B member 13-like. The coding region runs from base 139 to 792 and encodes 217 amino acids. The record is from RefSeq and is a predicted model, not a curated record. Lineage: Eukaryota; Viridiplantae; Streptophyta; Magnoliopsida; Proteales; Proteaceae. The transcript is spliced from 2 exons. Gene Ontology annotation, cellular component: cytosol. Gene Ontology annotation, molecular function: protein-folding chaperone binding.
UUUCUAGUUUAAUCCCACAUCUAUAAAGUGGGAAGGGCAGAGGAGGACUAAGCGCAUCUAAAAAUCAAAACCACCACUGCACCAUAGUUGAGUAGUGUGGGUUUACAUUUGCUGGAGAAUUUGUGUUCUAAAUUAAAUAUGAGUUUUCAACAUCGACCUCGCACUUUCACUACCACUGCCACUGCCACUGCCGAUAACGUCGUCUUCACCGAUUUCUCUGACAUCUUCGGGAACCCGCGUCGUCUCAAGGUUCGACCAAUCGAAAGGAAUCUACUUAUUAGUCUAGAGGAUCUUUACUCUGGUUCCAAACGGAAGCUGAAAAUCUCUAGAACCGUUCUUGAUGCUCAUGGUAAGCCAACAACUGUGGAGGAGAUCUUGAUGUUAGAUAUCAAGGCUGGGUGGAAGAAGGGAACAAAGAUAACUUUUGAGGAGAAGGGUAACCAAGAUCCAGGAACCAUUGCAGGAGAUUUGAUUUUCGUGGUUGAUGAGAAACCUCAUGCAGUAUACACAAGGGAUGGGAAUGAUCUGUUGGUGAAGCAGACGAUAUCACUCUUGGAUGCACUCACUGGGAAGACACUCACUUUGACAACGCUGGAUGGGAGGAACCUUACAAUCCCAGUCACAAAUGUUGUGAAACCAGGGGAUGGGAUGGUGAUAUCAAAUGAGGGAAUGCCUAUCUCAAAAGAAUUUGGGAAGAAGGGUGAUCUGAGAAUCCAAUUUGAUGUUGAAUUCCCAUCUAGGCUCACUGAAGAACAGAAAUCUGUUCUGAGGAGGGGGUUGGGAAGGAGUUGAUUACUAUGAAUUAAAAGACUUUUUAACAUAUGGCAGUACCAUUUAGGUCCAAAUAUGUUAUGUUAUGUUAUGUUUUUUUUUUUUUUGGUGAAAUAUGUUAUGUUUGAGUGAAAGGAAAAGGUGUGAAUAGUAGGAUUUAGCUGCAUGAACUUUGAUUUCUAUAAUCGUAAAAAUAAUUGUUGGGCUCUUUAUUUUUUUUACUAAAA